CAAAAGGAUCCCAUCGUCCUGGCGGAAGCGGCAGAUUCGGGCUCGCGACUCGUUUGUUUUCGUCGCCGUCUUCUCCUCCACUUCUUUCUUUCAUCCUGCAGAUGGCACCGAAGCCCGUCACGAGCCCCAUCCCCAUGCAUUUAUACCCAGCGGUCUCUGCUCUUUUGCUCGUUGUUGGUCUCCUCGUCUCUGCGUUCUUCUUCAUUUACGAAGCUACUACAUCCACUAGGAACCGCAGACUAGCUAAGGAGCUCGUGACUGCUACCAUUGCAUCUGGUUUCCUGGGCUUUGGGUCUCUAUUUUUGCUCCUUGCCACUGGCGUGUACGUUUGAUAUUGUCGACCAAUGAAUCUUCGAAUCAGUCAAGCACUUUCUGAAUAUGAUAAUCGACUUUAGUAAAAAAAAAAGAUUUUUGUAGUUAGGUAAUAUAGCGAGCCAAUAAAGAUUGUUCCAUGAUUUUGGCCUAGCACCGACUGAUACCUAGCUGCAAACACAGGUUUUACGUUUCAAUUUCUGUUCAAAUUAAUGGUGUUGCUCAAUGAGCAGGUACUUGGUGGAUCACAAAACAUUAUAUGGUUUUUGUUUCUAGAUAGUUGAUAGCGGUGGCCGUUUUAUCAAUAAAUCUGAAAUUGAUCAAAUUUGUCUAAACUGAUUUUAAUUGAAAAUUUUAUAUGCUGAUUUUAAUUAAAUUUGUCUACAGUUUAAAAUGAAGUGGAUUUGUAUGCAAACAGAAUUCUUUGUUGGUGUUGUUAGAAUACGCUGGGAAGAACUGGGUUGAGGGCUUAGUGCCAGCAUCUUAUAGACAGGGCAAACUAUGCUAAAUGCUAUCGAGGCACACAGGAGAUGAGGAUGGACACAGGAAACAUCAAGCAAGAAAAGAGGGUCAUGAUCAGGCACUUCUUGUUCGAAUAAGGGUGGCAAAGCAAGGGGCGAAACAACAGGAGAAGCUUCUGCAAGAGACAAUCACAUCACGAGAGACUACAGGAAAAAGAUUGCAAGGCAUGCAAUGGGGUUUACUUGUAUAUAUAUAGGCCGAACUGGUUUUAUCUAGAAUGUAGGAAUAAAAUUAGACCAAUUCCUACUUAA
Messenger RNA from Zingiber officinale, 1085 nucleotides. Its product is annotated as transmembrane protein 258-like. The coding region runs from base 102 to 332 and encodes 76 amino acids. Gene Ontology annotation, cellular component: membrane-bounded organelle. Gene Ontology annotation, biological process: protein N-linked glycosylation. The transcript is spliced from 4 exons. The record is from RefSeq and is a predicted model, not a curated record. NCBI's taxonomy places the organism in Eukaryota, Viridiplantae, Streptophyta, Magnoliopsida, Zingiberales, Zingiberaceae.